CCGCGCCCUCGCCAGCCGUCCCCUCGCUGCUCCUCGCGCCCGCGCCCUCGCUGCUCCUCGCCGGCCGUCCUCGAGAGUCGAGGCAGCUGCCCCCACGGGACCCCGCUGGGGACUGGGGAUCCGUCGGGGCCGGGGACGGGGACGGGGACGGAUUUGCCCCCGUUGAGCAUAUCGGGGCCUUAGCGGGGAACGGGAUUCGGGCAUCGGGGUGGGGACGGGAGCUGUGUCCCCGACCUGCCCCGCCCCGUUGCCACCCUGAGUGGCAGGAGUCCUCGCGUGACCUGGGCGGAGCGAUUGGAGCGUCUCGUGGGUGCGCUUGCUGGCCGCCGGUAGGUUGCGUUGGUUGCAGGGCGCGGGUUCCGAGCCUGACUCCAUGGCGCCGUCGGCCGCGGAGGCGGACUCGGCGGCGUCCUCCAGCGGCCGCCUCCUCGUGCUCUACGCCUCGCAAACCGGGAACGCCAUGGACGCCGCGGAGCGCGUCGGCCGCGAGGCGGAGCGCGGUGGCUGCACGGCCGUCGACGUGCUCUCCAUGGACGGCUUCGAUCCCAGUCGCUUGCCGAGCGAGCGGUUCGUGGUCUUCGUCGUGUCCACCACGGGGCAGGGGGAUCCCCCGGAUUCCAUGAAGGGGUUUUGGAGAUACCUGCUUCGGAAGGAUCUGGGCGCGCAAUGGCUUGAGGGGGUCCGUCAUGCAGUGUUUGGACUCGGCGAUUCAGGCUACCAGAAGUACAAUUUUGCCGCAAAGAAGCUUGAUAGAAGGCUUUCACAUCUUGGUGCAGAACAAGUCAUAGAGAUAGGCUUGGGAGACGACCAGCACCCUUCUGGAUAUGAAGGGGCUUUAGAUCCUUGGUUGCUGUCUUUGUGGAAAUCUCUAAAUGAAACUAAUCAGUCACUCUUACCUAGAGUAUCUGAUAUCAAUGAUCCUAAUUUGAGUACUUUGGGGGAUCCAAAAGUUCAUGUCAUAUAUUACUCUUCCAAUGAGGUUCCACAAGAUUCUAUACUUUCAGACCCCAAUAAAAUAAUAAAUAGUGCAAGAACAAUGUCCCCUGCGCUACAGUUUCAUGAUGAUGGAGGGCCACCUUACAUGCUUCAAAUGGUAGCAAAUCAGCGUCUGACUGAGGAGGGUUCUGACAGACAUGUUCGCCACUUUGAGUUGGAAGAUCCAUCCUCUGCCAUCAGUUAUAAAACUGGCGAUGCUCUAGAAAUACUGCCAAGUCAAAAUCCAUCAGCUGUUGAUGCCUUUAUAGAACGCUGUAACUUGGAUCCAGAUUGUUACGUAACGAUUCGAGGGAAAAGUGAGGAUAAAAUUUCCAAUGGCUCAGCUGUGAGUAGCCUGAUGGAUCGCACCAAACUGAAGACCUUUGUUGCUUUGACAAUGGAUAUUGCAUCAGCAUCCCCUCGGCGGUAUUUCUUUGAGGUCAUGAGCUUUUUUGCAACAGCUGAACAUGAAAAAGAGAAACUUCAGUACUUUGCUUCUCCUGAGGGAAGAGAUGACCUUUACCAGUACAAUCAGAAGGAGAGUAGGACUGUUCUAGAAGUGUUGGAGGAUUUUCCUUCAGUUCAAAUGCCUUUUGAAUGGUUGGUGCAACUAACACCUCCAUUGAAGAAAAGAGCUUUUUCCAUCUCAUCUUCCCCAUUGGCACAUCCGAAUCAAAUACACUUGACUGUUAGCAUUGUAUCAUGGCUUACUCCUUUCAAGAGAACACGUCAUGGACUCUGUUCUACUUGGCUGGCUGGGCUCAAUCCAAGAAAAGGCAAUCUUAUCCCGUGUUGGAUACGCCAUGGAUCCCUGCCUCCUCCACAUCCAUCAGUUCCUCUUGUGCUUAUCGGACCAGGAACAGGAUGUGCGCCAUUCCGUGCAUUCGUGGAGGAAAGAGCUGCACAGAGUGUAGCAGAACCAACGGCCCCAGUUCUAUUCUUCUUUGGCUGUAGGAAUGAAGAUAAUGAUUUUCUAUACAAGGAUUUCUGGUUAGCUCAUGCCCAGGACGAGGGGGUGCUGUCCUCCAAAAAAGGUGGUGGUCUGUUUGUUGCUUUUUCCAGGGAUCAGCCUCAAAAGGUCUAUGUACAACAUAAGAUAAAGGAACAGAGUGCAAGAGUCUGGAACUUGUUACUCUCCGGUGCUGCAGUGUACAUUGCCGGCUCUUCAACCAAAAUGCCUGCUGAUGUUACAGCUGCACUAGAAGAAGUUAUCUGUAAAGAACAAGGUGUCAAAAAAGAGGACGCCUCAAAAUGGCUUAGGGCCCUAGAAAGGGCUGGUAGAUUUAACAUCGAGACUUGGUCAUAGUCCAUUGUUGUGAUGCUUCUGAAUCAUUGGGGGCAAGAAAGUACAUACUGUCAGAAUUCCACCACAAAUAUAUUUAUUGGGUAUGAAACCAGGGAGAGUUUCAGUAAAUCACUGGUGUUGAAAAUGUGAAAACAUACAUGUGCAGACAUACAAAGAGUUCAAAUGUUCGUGAAAUAUGAAUCCAUUUGAUGCGGCA
This is a messenger RNA of Panicum hallii, 2477 nucleotides long. Its product is annotated as NADPH-dependent diflavin oxidoreductase 1-like. Gene Ontology annotation, cellular component: cytosol. The transcript is spliced from 12 exons. Gene Ontology annotation, molecular function: FMN binding; flavin adenine dinucleotide binding; NADPH-hemoprotein reductase activity. Bases 374 to 2281 code for a protein of 635 amino acids. The record is from RefSeq and is a predicted model, not a curated record. Lineage: Eukaryota; Viridiplantae; Streptophyta; Magnoliopsida; Poales; Poaceae.